AUGGACGAGAAACCAAAUGGAUGGGGCACAGAAGAUGUUGAGAUAACGCAUGAUCAAGCUGAAUUAGACUCUGAGAGAGAAGCAGAAGAAUUGGAGGAGGGUAAAGAUGAAUUUUCGCACCUCUGGCUAUCAGCCGUUGUGUUCGGUGGGUAUCAGGGUGGUAGAUUGACAGCGGGAACCAUGCCAAGGGCUCCCAUUAUACGGUAUAAUGCUACUGUGUACCAGUACCCCACCGAAAAAGCGAGGGUACCCGGGGGUACCCCCGCUAGGGAAGUCAAGCAGAGCAUUCCUCGACUCGGACAACCCCCAAUGGGAAGGCGAUAG
Messenger RNA from Coprinopsis cinerea okayama7#130, 324 nucleotides. RefSeq lists its product as hypothetical. The coding region runs from base 1 to 324 and encodes 107 amino acids. NCBI's taxonomy places the organism in Eukaryota, Fungi, Basidiomycota, Agaricomycetes, Agaricales, Psathyrellaceae. The transcript is spliced from 4 exons. The record is from RefSeq and is a predicted model, not a curated record.